Lotus japonicus is the source of this 1925-nucleotide messenger RNA. Its product is annotated as tubby-like F-box protein 8. The record is from RefSeq and is a predicted model, not a curated record. Lineage: Eukaryota; Viridiplantae; Streptophyta; Magnoliopsida; Fabales; Fabaceae. The coding region runs from base 372 to 1643 and encodes 423 amino acids. The transcript is spliced from 6 exons. Gene Ontology annotation, molecular function: protein binding.
AGUUUAUGUUGUAGCCUUUAUUGUUAGCUCCACCAAAUUUUUAUUUUUUUUCAUUUGUUCUCAAUUUGGUUGAAGUUUUUCCUUGGAAAUUCUAGACUCUGAAUUUUUCAUGGUCUGAUUAGCAGUUUCUGAAGUUUGCUCUUCUGGGUUCUCUUUGCAUCUUCUGAAAAAUUCAAUUUUUAUUUUUUCUAGUUUAAGCCUUUGUGGAAUUUUCAUCUGGGUUUGAUUUGAUAUCUUGUGAUUAGGGUGGGCAGGGAGCCUAAUUUCUCACUGAAGUUUCUGUCUUUGAGCUCUUCCCUCGCCUAAGACUUGUGAGUUGUGACAUCAUCUAACUAGAGUGGAUUACCGGAAAAUUAUCCUGUACAUGUAAAAUGUCCUUCCGGGGUAUUGUUCGUGAUGUAAGGGACGGAUUUGGAAGCUUAUCUAGGCGGAGUUUUGAGGUAAGGCUUCCCGGCCAUCACAGGGGCAAGUCAAAUAGUUCGGUCUAUGAGUUGAAAGAACAGCCACCAAUAAUACAGAACAGCAGGUGGGCUAGCCUUCCACCUGAGCUUCUUCGUGAUGUUAUUAAUAGAUUGGAAGCAAGUGAGAGCACAUGGCCAGCUCGUAAGCACGUGGUUGCCUGUGCUGCUGUGUGCAAAUCCUGGAGAGAAAUGUGCAAAGAAAUUGUUAGCAGUCCUGAGUUAAGUGGGAAGAUUACUUUCCCUGUUUCACUAAAGCAGCCUGGUGCUAGGGACGGACACAUCCAGUGUUUCAUCAAGAGAGACAAAUCUAAUAUGACUUAUCACCUAUUCCUUUGUCUUAGUCCUGCCUUGCUUGUUGAAAAUGGAAAGUUUCUUCUUUCUGCAAAACGGAGCAGAAGAACGACAUGCACUGAGUACAUUAUAUCCAUAGAUGCGGAUAAUAUAUCAAGAUCUAGUAGCACAUACAUUGGAAAACUAAGGUCAAAUUUUCUUGGCACCAAAUUCAUAAUUUAUGAUACACAGCCUCCCUACAACAAUGCUCAGCUGUCUCCUCCAGGCCGAAGCCGUAGAUUUAAUUCAAAGAAGGUUUCCCCCAAAGUGCCUAGUGGCAGCUACAAUAUUGCCCAGAUCACGUAUGAGUUGAAUGUCUUGGGUACUAGGGGCCCACGUAGGAUGAACUGCACCAUGCACUCAAUCCCUAUGUCAGCCCUUGAGCCUGGUGGCGCGGUCCCAGGGCAGCCAGAACUCCUUCCCCGCUCCCUUGAGGAUUCAUUCCGCAGCAUAUCCUUCGCAAGAUCAAUUGACAACGCGAGCGAGUUUAGCAGCUCUAGGUUCUCAGACAUAAUUGGGACCAGCAAUGAAGAGGAGGGAAAAGACAGACCACUGGUUCUCAAGAACAAAUCACCGAGAUGGCACGAGCAGCUGCAGUGCUGGUGUCUCAACUUCAGGGGUAGGGUGACUGUCGCCUCUGUCAAGAAUUUUCAGCUGAUUGCCGCGACACAGCCGGCCGCCGGUGCUCCUACACCAUCUCAACCAACACUGUCUGAUCAUGAUAAGACUAUUCUUCAGUUUGGCAAAGUCGGCAAGGACAUGUUUACCAUGGACUAUAGAUAUCCCCUCUCUGCAUUUCAGGCUUUCGCCAUUUGCUUGACUAGCUUUGACACAAAACUGGCAUGUGAAUAAUGACAGGAAAUAUGGUAAAAGUAGUAUUCAUCUGCAUUUAUGUUUUCACAAUAUGGUGAACCUGCAUGGAGUCAGACUACACUACACCUCAUAGUUUAACUGUAAAGUACAGAACAUCCUAUGGCCCAUUAUAUUUUCUUCUAUCUUGUUCGUUGUCUGUUUUACCUUUUUUUUCUGUCGAACUUCUUUGUUGCUCAUACUCAUCAUGGGCAAAAGAUGUAACUUGGUUAGAAUUUAAUACCAUUUAUGCUUACAUGUAAUGGAAAUGUAUGUGUUUGCCCA